This is a messenger RNA of Cajanus cajan (pigeon pea), 3929 nucleotides long. RefSeq names its product Leucine-rich receptor-like protein kinase family protein. Lineage: Eukaryota; Viridiplantae; Streptophyta; Magnoliopsida; Fabales; Fabaceae. Gene Ontology annotation, molecular function: protein kinase activity; ATP binding; protein binding. Gene Ontology annotation, biological process: protein phosphorylation. The record is from RefSeq and is a predicted model, not a curated record.
AUUGAAUUGGUGGUGGUAAAAUGGGUGUACUUGUGUUUUCUUUAUAGUGGUCCAUACAUCCACUACCAGCGUUGAGGGAAGUAUGAGAAUAGCACCUUCUAAUGCUAAUCUCUAAAGCAUUUUUGAAUUGCCCCAUACCACUCCAAUCCUCAAUCACUGGUUCAAUCCUUGACAUUAUGCAAAGCAUUUAAAUAGUGUCAAACUUAAGCUAUCCCUCCCUACCUUUUCCUCUUUAGCUUUUACCUUGUUUCAAUUUCAAGGGAACCUUAAAUGUUUCUGGAAAGUAUUCUGUUUCUGUCUGUGUCUCCCACUACUAGGUGCUAGUGCUCGUGCUCGUGCUCACUCUCUCUUGCAUAUGUCCAUUUCUGGUCCACUAACAGUUCCGUCUUUCAAUUUUCCUCAAUCUUGUACACAAUUCACCCUUUAGAAACUUCCAAUGCAACACUAUGGCACUGUCAAUUCCAUUUUGUUCUCAGCUCUCUUUCCAUUCCAUGCAUUUCCCAAAAGAUCCCAUUAAACAACUCUCCUUCUAUCCCUACCCACAAUUUGCUUGAUAGAAUUCUCACUCCACAGAUCCACCAUAAUUGCUAUACGUCCACUCAAAAAUAUAUCAGCUGCUUCCAGGAUGGUCCCUUCAAUAAUGGUUUAUUGAUCACCAAAGUUCAAAAAUCAUCCACCUUGCUGGCAUUCUAAUGAUUCUAUUUCUCUUCUGAACUGACAACUUUGUCCCUGAAUCGUGUCCUAAUGGCCAAGAGUCCCUGUCCUUUUCACUUUUUCCAGUUCUUGGCUACGCUGUUACUCACUUCCUAUUCUAUUUUCCCGCCUUGUGUGUCUCUGACGUUGGAAACCCAAGCUCUUCUACAGUUUAAGAACCAUUUGAAGGACUCCUUCAAUUCUUUGGUUUCAUGGAAUGAAUCAGACUCUCCAUGUCAGUUCUAUGGAAUUGCAUGUGAUCCAGUUUCUGGGAGAGUUACAGAAAUUUCACUGGAGAAUAAAUCCCUCUCCGGUGACAUUUUCCCAUCACUUUCAGUUCUUCAGAGCCUCCAAGUUCUAUCACUCCCAUCCAAUCUAAUUUCUGGAAAGCUCCCAUCAGAAAUAAGCAUGUGGACCAACCUCAGAGUGUUGAAUCUGACAGGAAAUCAAUUGGUUGGAGCAAUCCCAGACUUGUCAGGGCUGAGAAACCUGAAGGUUCUUGACCUUUCAGCAAACUACUUUUCUGGCAGCAUCCCAGGCUGGGUGGGGAAUCUAACUGGACUGGUUUCACUGGGUCUUGGGGUAAAUGAUUAUAAUGAGGGUGAGAUUCCACAGACUCUUGGAAAUCUGAAGAACUUGACCUGGCUCUAUCUUGGUGGCUCCCAUUUGAUAGGAGAGAUUCCAGAAUCAAUAUAUGAAAUGAAGGCAUUGGAGACACUGGAUAUCUCAAGAAACAAGAUCUCUGGCAGACUCUCCAGAUCAAUUUCCAAGUUAGAGAAUCUUUACAAGAUUGAGCUCUUCUCAAAUAAUUUGACAGGAGAGGUUCCAGUUGAGCUUGCAAACCUCACCAAUCUGCGGGAGAUUGAUCUUUCUGCAAACAACAUGUAUGGUAGGUUGCCAGAGGAAAUUGGUAAUAUGAAGAAUUUGGUUGUUUUUCAACUAUAUGAAAACAACUUUUCUGGGGAACUUCCUGCUGGAUUUGCAGAUAUGCGUCAUCUCAUUGGGUUCUCAAUUUAUAGAAACAGCUUCACUGGGACGAUACCAGAAAAUUUUGGUCGGUUUUCACCACUUGAAAGUAUUGACAUAUCUGAGAAUCAAUUCUCAGGUGAUUUCCCAAAGUUCUUGUGUGAAACCAGGAAGUUGAGAUUUUUGCUUGCAUUGCAGAACAAUUUUUCAGGGACUUUUCCGGAGUCUUAUGUCACAUGCAAAUCGCUGGAGAGGUUUAGGAUCAGUAUGAACCGCUUAUCUGGGAAAAUUCCAGAUGAGGUUUGGGCACUUCCAUAUGUAAAAAUAAUUGAUUUGGCCUAUAAUGAUUUCACUGGCAUGGUACCUUCAGAAAUUGGGUUGUCUACUAGCUUAAGUCAGAUAGUUUUGAUACAGAACAGGUUUUCAGGUAAGCUCCCAUCAGAGCUUGGCAAGCUGGUGAACUUGGAGAAGCUUUACUUGAGCAACAACAAUUUCUCUGGAGAAAUACCACCUGAAAUAGGAUCACUGAAGCAGUUAUCCUCUUUGCAUCUAGAAGAGAAUUUGUUAACCGGAUUGAUACCUGCAGAACUGGGUCAUUGUACAAGGCUUGUGGACUUGAAUCUUGCUUGGAAUUCUCUAUCUGGAAAUAUCCCCCAGUCAGUUUCACUAAUGAGCUCAUUGAACUCUCUUAACAUAUCUGGAAACAAACUUACAGGUUCUAUUCCAGAUAAUUUAGAGGCAAUAAAGCUAAGCUCAGUGGAUUUUUCUGAAAACCUGCUUUCUGGAAGAAUUCCAUCUGGUCUUUUUAUUGUUGGAGGAGAGAAAGCUUUUCUGGGAAACAAGGGGUUGUGUGUUGAGGAAAACCUAAAACCUUCCAUGAAUUUUGAUCUGAAGAUUUGUGCCAAAAAUCAUAGUCAGACAAGGGUCUCUGCUGAUAAAUUUGUCUUGCUCUUUUUUGUUCCUUCUGUUUUUGUUGUUGUUUUAGCUGGGUUGCUGCUUUUGAGUUGUAGAAACCUCAAGCAUGGUAAGGAUAAAAACUUGCAAGGUCAAAAGGAAGUAAGUCAAAAAUGGAAACUUGCAUCUUUCCACCAAGUAGAUAUUGAUGCCGAUGAAAUAUGUAAUCUGAAAGAAGAUAAUUUGAUAGGUAGUGGUGGUACAGGAAAGGUUUAUCGAGUGGAGUUGAGGAAGAUUGGAGCCAUGGUGGCUGUCAAGCAACUAGGGAAGGUAGAUGGUGUGAAAAUUUUAGCUGCAGAGAUGGAGAUUUUGGGGAAAAUUAGGCAUAAAAAUAUACUCAAACUCUAUGCUUGUUUACUUAAAGGAGGAUCCAACCUUUUAGUGUUUGAGUACAUGCCAAAUGGCAAUCUUUUUCAAGCGCUUCACAGACAGAUAAAAGAUGGGAAGCCAGACUUGGAUUGGAACCAGAGGUAUAAAAUUGCUCUGGGAGCUGCCAAAGGAAUUGCUUAUUUACACCACGACUGUAAUCCACCUAUUAUUCACAGGGAUAUUAAAUCCAGCAACAUUUUGCUUGAUGAGGAUUAUGAGCCAAAAAUUGCUGAUUUUGGUAUUGCAAGGUUUGCAGAAAAAUCUGAUAAGCAGUUGGGUUAUAGCUGUCUAGCCGGCACACUUGGUUACAUUGCUCCAGAACUUGCUUAUGCCACUGACAUCACUGAAAAGAGUGAUGUUUAUAGCUUUGGAGUGGUGCUACUAGAAUUAGUGUCUGGCAGAGAACCCAUUGAAGAGGAUUAUGGAGAGGCGAAGGAUAUUGUUUAUUGGGUUUUGACUCAUCUCAAUGACCGUGAAAGCAUUCUCAACAUUCUUGAUGGAAGAGUGGCAUCUGAUUCUUUUGAAGAUAUGAUGAAAGUGUUGAAGAUUGCUAUUAAGUGCACCACUAAGCUUCCAACCUUGCGCCCCACCAUGAGAGAGGUUGUCAAGAUGCUAAUUGAUGCCGAACCUUGCACAUUGAAAUCUCCACUAUGCCGACUUGAAAAAGACACAAAGACCCUUUUGUAGGGGAAAUUAUUGCAUGAAACCAUACUAUAUGACAGAUUUUCAAUUUACAAGAAAGAGUUAAAAAUCCAGUGGCAACUUAUGUGUCAUGCAGGGAUUUGUCUGAAUCAUAAUAUUCAUAGACUAAAAUAUUUUCCCCUUCUCUAAUGGGUUUCUUUUCAAAGCUAAUGUAAAGCUUACAAGUUCCACUGAAUUAUAUUUCCCAAUUGAGAAGCACUUUCGCAACCUAGCCGACAUUCAUAUGAUAAUUAUGCCUUCCUAAA